This is a messenger RNA of Nothoprocta perdicaria, 2700 nucleotides long. RefSeq names its product proline rich coiled-coil 1 (gene PRRC1). The coding region runs from base 25 to 1353 and encodes 442 amino acids. NCBI's taxonomy places the organism in Eukaryota, Metazoa, Chordata, Aves, Tinamiformes, Tinamidae. The transcript is spliced from 8 exons. Gene Ontology annotation, biological process: activation of protein kinase A activity. Gene Ontology annotation, cellular component: cytoplasm. Gene Ontology annotation, molecular function: protein kinase A regulatory subunit binding. The record is from RefSeq and is a predicted model, not a curated record.
GCAGGUUUUCGUAGCUGAAGGAAAAUGAUGGAAGAAAGUGGAAUAGAGACAACUCCACCUGGCACACCCCCACCAAGCACAGGCGGAGCUGCUGCUUCUGCUACACCUGUAUCACCAGCUUUGUCCAGUCCCCUUGCUACUACACCAAGCAUGUUGUCAUCUUCUGCGUACUCUUCACCCUUACCAGCUGCAGUGUCUCCAAUUCCUCCUGUGAUGACUUCAGCUCCUCUUUCAUUUGUGCCUUCUGCAACUGUUUCUACUAUUGCUCCGCCUCUGACUCCUACCCCAGCUCCUGCUGCAUCUUCAGCUUUCAGUACCUCAAUGCCCCAGUUCUCUACACCACCUCCAUUAAGCUCUACUCCCGGCCCUGGUCUUCCUGCACCACCUACUGGUCCCCCCAUUUCAGGAUUUUCCAUGACUUCAACUUAUGACAUUACCAGAGGUCAUGCUGGUCGGGCACCACAGAGCCCACUGAUGCCAUCGUUUUCAGCACCUCCAGUCACAGGUGUUUUGACAGAUCCUGUUACUCAGCAAGCAACUUUCUCAUCACCUUUGGUUCCUGGAACUGCAGGUGGCUCUGCAAUCACUUUUCCUGAGGAGCAUGAAGACCCUCGAAUAUCUACAGCCCAGAGUGGAGCUGCUGGUGGAGGACUGUGGGGAUUUAUAAAGGGUGUAGCUGGAAAUCCCAUGGUGAAGUCUGUUCUUGAUAAAACCAAGCAUUCAGUAGAGACCAUGAUCACAACGCUGGAUCCUGGCAUGGCUCCAUAUAUCAGAACUGGUGGAGAACUAGACAUAGUUGUUACUUCUACUAAAGAAGUAAAAGUAGCAGCAGUUAGAGAUGCCUUUCAAGAAGUCUUUGGAAUGGCUAUUGUUACUGGAGAGGCUGCACAGUCUAACAUUGCACCACAGCCUGUGGGCUAUGCUGCUGGAUUAAAAGGAGCCCAAGAAAGGAUAGACAGCUUGCGUCGGACUGGAGUAAUACAUGAAAAACAGCCUACAGUAUCUGUUGAAAACUUCAUUGAGGAAUUGCUUCCUGACAAGUGGUUUGACAUAGGCUGUCUGAUUAUUGAGGAUCCAAUUCAUGGAAUUCAUCUGGAAACUUUUACCCAAGCAACGCCAGUGCCUUUGCAAUAUGUUCAGCAGGCUCAGAGUCUCACUCCUCAGGACUACAGCCUCAGAUGGUCAGGCCUUCUGGUGACGGUGGGCGAAGUGCUCGAGAAGAAUCUACCCAACGUCAACAGGACUGACUGGCACCUGGUGUUCACCGGCAUGUCCCGCCGGCAGAUGAUCUACAGCGCGGCCAAGGCGCUGGCAGGAAUGUACAAGCARCGCUUGCCGCCCAGGACCGUUUGAAAGAAGGUUGCCCUGUCCCGCUUGAGGAGCACUGCCUGUGCUCCUGGAGUCGAAACCAAGGCUACGUAUUCUAAUGCUCAGUGGAUACAACACAGAUUUGUAAUCUACCUGUAACUGCAUUUUACUUUUAAAGAAUUGAAGGUACUUUCCAGUAGUGGGGAUAAAUAAUUCCAGUUUUUAAUAACCAGAUGAUUUCCAAUAUGAUUCACAAAAGAGGAAAUUGGAACAGAUACAUUUAUAACUGGGACACAUAGCACUACAGAUKGUCAAAUGGGAUGUGCUAUUGUUUGACACCUUAAUAAGCAUUUGCUGAGAUAUUAAAUGUUUUAUUUACUCGUGUUUUUAAGGAGUCUCUUUGUUUAGCUUUUACUAUUAUAGUAGUAAUUAUAAAUACGUUGAUAGCAUAUCUUCUGUAUGUGUUUGAAUGCAGAGAGACUACCUGCUGUGUUAGAUACUUUCUUUGGGUGUGUGUUUAGGUAGUACUUCACACCUGACAGGCUUGGUGUCUGUAUUUAAGUUCUCAGGACUGAUGCUGGGGAGUUUUUAAACAUCUAGCUGUGAGCUGCUUAGGAAGAGCACAAAUCCAUGCUCAGAUGGUUAAAGUCUGGGCAAAUCAUUCUGAAUUUCUAUUUUCCAUGCUGCAGGUGUGUGAUUUUUUUCCACAUUGCAUUUUCCAUCUUCUUUUUUAAUAUAUAUAGCUCUUCUGUAGCAGAGAUGAAAUUYAUCUCAUUCUAAAACACUAGAAAAAAAUCAAGUUGUUUCAGUGAAUUUUAGAUCAGAUGCCACAUACACAAGAAGUUAUCUCAGCAUUGCAGUUCCAGCAACAUAAUUUACUCCUAUAUUUCCAAACUUUAUGUUUUAUAUGGAAUUAUGUGAUUUCUUCUAUCACGUUGGGGAUAUUAGCAAGUUAACAUGGCACUUGCUAUCCUGAAUUUUCUAAAACAUUUAUAAAUCUUAAAUGUGUGUCUUGAUGUUAUGGGCUAAUUGUUUCUCAUGUAAGUCUUGAUUGGUGUCUGUUUUUCAUAGCUAAGAAUGUCCUUUAUCUGUGCUCACACAAUCUUAAAUCUUUAUUCAGAAAUACAGAAGUAAUUCUGAGUGACAAUAUUUUGGUAAAAAUUCUUUUUUAGAAACAAAGAACAAAUAAUCUUUUUGCCUUAGAAAACUUUUCAACUUAUAUUGUUCUGCCUUUGCCUUUCUUACCUGCUUUCAAGGAACCCUUUUAUAUACAAUAUACUGUAAACCAGCUUGUAUUUGUACCUAGUGAAAGGCUGUCUAUUUCCAAGUAAUAUAUUUUGCCUUAAUUGGCUUCCUCUGUAAAUUAGCUGAAUAAAUAUUUUUCCUACAUGA